CAGCGCUGAAAAAUCACAGACUGACUUUACCGGAGCGAAAAGAGAAAACUUACAGAGAAGGGAAAAAAAGCGGUUCAAUUAGUGUAGAUGGAGGAGGAAGUUGGAGGUGUGUAAUGGGUUAACGGAGGAAGGCCUCGCCUCACCUUUAGUGUUUAGUGCGCGUCACCCGACUCCGUGAAGUGGUCCAACCAUCCAAACUAAAGUGGUCGCAUCGCCUCCUCUCGCCGUCGCCAGACGCGCACCGUCGCCUCGUGUCGGUCUCCGCCCGCCGCUCCAUCACCACACACACACACACACUCACACACUCAGUGAGAAUAAUCUACCGGAACCAUGAAGGACCGCAUGCAAGAACUUAAACACGGGAAGGAAACGACAGAGGAGGAGGAUGAAGUUGCCGUGGGGAUGGACAAAGGAUUCAUGGACGAAUUCUUUGAACAGGUGGAGGAGAUCCGGGGUUUCAUCGAGUCUCUGGCAGAGAAAGUGGAAGAGGUGAAACGGAAGCACAGCGCCAUCCUUGCCUCCCCUAACCCAGAUGAGAAAACUAAGGCUGACCUGGAGGAUCUCAUGGCAGAUAUCAAGAAGUUGGCCAACAAAAUACGCUCCAAAUUAAAGAGUAUCCAGCAAACCAUUGAGCAAGAAGAAAGCCAGAACAAGUCAACAGCUGACCUGAGAAUACGCAAGACACAGCACUCCACGCUCUCCCGCAAGUUUGUCGAGGUGAUGUCAGAAUACAACACCACCCAGUCAGACUACAGGGAGCGCUGCAAGGGACGUAUUCAGAGACAGCUGGAGAUCACUGGGAGAAACACAACAAACGAGGAGCUGGAGAGCAUGUUGGAGAGUGACAACCCAGCCAUCUUCACCUCGGGGAUCAUAAUGGACAACAUCACCGAGCAAGCUAUGAACGAGAUUGAGACGCGGCACACUGAGAUCAUCAAGCUGGAAAACAGUAUCCGAGAGCUUCACGACAUGUUCAUGGACAUGGCCAUGCUGGUGGAGAGCCAGGGUGCACUGGUGAACAACAUUGAGCGAAGUGUGCUGAACGCCCAUGAUUAUGUGGAGAAGGCAAAGGAUAACCUACCAAAAUGCAAAAAGUUCAAAAAGACCAGCAGGCGGAAGGUGAUCCUGAUAGGAGGUUGUAUUGCAGCAUGUCUGACGGUGCUCAUUAUUUCCCUGGCAGUUGGACUCGGAUGAGACCCUCAGAAAUCUGUACAGAGCAGACGGGGCAUUAGGGGAAGCCUCUCUCCCAGGGUCAUAUGGAAAAAUGUUCUGUAUAGUGCUCGUUGAGUAGAAACCAGCACUUAUUGUCCUGAAGACAGUCCAAUGUGUCUUUGUACGAUCAAAUAUUUUACACUAACUCUGACCUUCCUUUUUUUAUAUAUACUUCUUCUAAACAUAAUAGUUGAAGUCCGUUGUGCUCUGCGUUUGUGUCCUGAUCCACAUACGCUACCUUUGUUGUGUGCAUGUUCUUUGCAUGUUUUUCUACAAAGCUGCAAAUAUGUGGUUAUGUUCAUUGAUAAUCCAAAUAAAAAACCUCUGAAUAUAUGUUAAAUAUGUGAAUGAUUACGUUUCUGCCAUGUGGGAAAAUACUGUAUGUUAUUUAAUGUAUUACUGAAUAAAAGAAUUGCGGGAACAAAAGAUGUAUUGUUCCCUCUCAGGGAACUCGAGCUGCGUAAAAACGCUGUGGGAACGCCUCUGCGUGACCGCCUCUGCGUGACCGCGUCAUGAAGCACGUGUGAAAUCUAACCAAUGGCGUGCUGGUACGACCAGGGCGCUAUAAAGGGACCCGAAAGGCAGGACCAUUCAUCUCUGUGCCUUCAUCUAGUGCGUGUGAAGUUUUUCCUAGUGUUAUGGCUGAGCGGUUUGUCCAGUGUGUCCCCCCGCGUUUCAUUACGGGCAGUGACUUGCACGCCUUGUGUGUUAUCUGCCUGGGCGUGGAGCACGCUCAGCCCUUGAGGGGGCUAGCUGUGCAGACUGUGAGCACCUGUCAUGGCACUCCCGUCGAGCCCUCUUCGCUGAGGACGGCUCGAUGAGGCGCGCUCCCCGGGGCUCCGGUCUAGCUCGUGCUGAGGCAGCCGUGGACUGGUUUGUCACGGUAGAUCUUCAGAUCUUCAAUAUUCCCAUCCUCCCACGACACAGGAAGUUCCUGAGGUUUGCUUUUGGGGACAAAGCUUGCCAAAACCGGGCUCUUCCGUUCGGCCUAGCCCUCUCACCCUGUACGUUUACCAAAUGCGUGGACACUGCUCUGGCACCAUUGCGUCUCCAGGGCAUCCGCAUUUUGAACUACAUAGACGACUGGUUGAUUAUAGCGCCAUCCGAGCGGCUGGCGGCCCAACAUCGAGGUGUUGAGCUUGCCCACAUCAACCGUCUGGGGCUGAGACUCAACACCAGGAAAAGCGUGCUGUCCCCAGUGCAUAGGACCACCUUCCUGGCCGUUGUUUGGGAUUUGACCACGACGCGGGCACAUCUGUCUCCCGCUCGAGUAGUUUCGAUCCUCUCUGCAGUCAAGCAGGCCAAGCUAGGCCAGCCACUCACUGUGAAACAGUUUUAGGUCUCCUGGCAGCGGCAUCCUACGCGAUCCUUUGCGGCCCGUUACACUUGAGACCGUUGCAGUGGUGGCUCAGGGCCACGGGGUUCUUCCCGAGGGGAAACCGGCGCCGUCUGAUCAAGGUCACUCGCCGUUGCCUGCAGGCUCUGGCCAUAUGGGGGCAGACGCCCUGUCGAGACAGGGACCGAGGCCCGGGGACUGGAGACUCCACCCCGAGGUGGUGGAGCACCUGUGGAAAGGCGGUCUUACCGAGUUAGACCUGUUUGCCUUCAGAGAGACCACUCACUGUCCUCUGUGUUUCUCCCUCGCGUGAGAUGCAGUGCAGGUGCAGGCAUGGCCGAGGUCAUGUCUAUUUCCGUGGUUCUGGUUUCAUGGCUAUUUCAUGGCCUACUGCUAGUCGCCCCGCUCCGGCCGGCCCUAGUAUGGUUCGUAUGGACCUUUUGUCGCUCCUCGCAGGUCCUCCGUUGGAGACUCCCAUCAGGGUGGACCUGCUGUCUCAGGCGUCGGGGUUCAUCGUUCACCCUCGCCUCGAGCUAUGGAAACCAUCGGCGUGGCCCUCGAGGGGACCCGCCUCUUAGGAGCCGGUCUCUCGGCCGAGGUCGUGGAGACCAUCCUCCACUACAGAGCCCCCGCCACGAGGAAGGCGUAUGCCGGUAGAUGGAAGCUCUUGGUGUGGGCAACGACAGCUGGACCCAGUUAACUGCCCUGUCGGUUCAGUACUGGAGUUCCUGCAGGAGCGUUUUGCCACAGGUUUAUCUCCGUCCACCAUCAAGGUAUAUGUGGCGGCCCUGUCGGCAUCCCAUGCCCCACUAGACGGGCGCUCUCUGGGGAGACACCCACUAGUGUCCCGCUUCCUUCGUGGCCCCCUGAGGAUUUCUGUCCUCCCCCGUUCCUGACGUCGGACCAGGCGAAGCUUAACCUCCUCUGCCCAGUCAGAGCCCUACACCUGUACGUCCGCAGGACCGCCCUGUGUAGGCUCUCCGAACAGCUGUUUGUGUGCUUCGGGCCCCCCAAUACUGGUGGCCCGGUGACUAAGCAGCGGAUGAGCAAGUGGGUGGUUGAGGCCAUCACACUUGCUUAUGAUUCGGCCGGCCAGCCCGCACCUUCGGCUGUCCAGGCCCAUUCUACCAGGGGUAUGGCGGCUUCUAAAGCCCUGUUGUCGGGAAAAGUAUCGCUACACGACGUUUGCAUGGCGGCAGGCUGGUCCUCUCCCCACACGUUCGUGAGGUUUUACCGCCUUGACCUUAACUCUCGUCUAAGUGUGCGUCUUAACUUCACACCACGGUCACUUGCUCAUAUGGUGAGUGGGUAUUGGGUUCCCACAGCGUUUUUACGCAGCUCGAGUUCCCUGAUAGGGAACGUCUCUCGGUUACGUAUGUAACUUUCGUUCCCUGAAGGGAACGAGACGCUGCGUAAACUUUGCCAUACUCCCGGCUUGCCCGUGGCACUUGAUUCGGCCUUUCAGAGAUGAAUGGUCCUGCCUUUCGGGUCCCUUUAUAGCGCCCUGGUCCCGGCGUCGCCCGCCUAUGACGUACCAGCUUGCCAUUGGUUAGAUUUCACACGUGCUUUAUGACGUGGUCACGCAGAGGCGUUCCCACAGCGUUUUUACGCAGCGUCUACAUACGUAACCGAGAGACGUUUUAAAGUAAAGGUCGUGCAAAUGCUUCCAAACCACUCACACUGUGGCAACAUAAUCAGAUACUUUAAAAACAAACAGUAUUCAUCCAAACUGCAUUGCUUUCAUCCAAACUGCAUUGCUUACUUCUGCUUUUCGUACAAACUUCUAUUUGUCCUGAUCACUUUAACUUAAGUGUUAAAGCAAUACCUUAAAACAUGUUCUUCUCUUCUCCCAAUGUGCUGCCACGGAUUACUGUUGAUCUGCAAUUGUUGACACUUGACAGAAGAAAAUAAUGAUUAUUAUAUGCUGUGUGGUUUUGGGAAUUGUCAUCGCUUCCAUAGUUGGGGGAACGCUGGCCUGAACCUGAAUGCAAGGUCACAACACAUGUCGAACAGCCACACAAACAACGGAGCAAAAACACAACAGAUUCACAUUUUCUGUUCUCGUGAGUGCGACCCAUUACAUGCGUGACACGCGCUUCAUUACACGCAGAACGGCCAGAGGUGUUUUCGCAUGAGUUGCUAUUCGGUAAAUGUGUGGUGCUGCAAACUGUUUAUCUGAGUGUUGAGUGUUGUCAACGAUAUGAUGUUUCAAAAAAGGUGAACUCCUGAAUGAAAACAAGUUACUAUAUGAAAUGUAAUGUUAUACUAAUACAUUCCAGCUUCCAAAUAUAACUCACAUAUUCAAAUGUAAUGUCUAUUUUGUGUUGUAUAGUUAAAGUGACAGGCCACUGGUCUGCAGUGGUUUUUAAAAGCAGAGUUUCUUAUUUAAAUUUGAUUUAUCUCAUCUUUUCUUUUCACGUUCUCUCUAUAAAGUCCUCGACCUCCCUUCAGAAGCCCUGCAUGGUUUAGUUCCCUGUAUAUUGGUGUUUUGUUUUCUAUCUCAAUGGGGAGAACAGUUGGAUUGUUUUGCUCACAUUCAUUGCACUGCCAAACGUUUCCUUGUGGUUUACAGUCACAGUUCUGCUGUAAUUUACUUCAUCUGGCCUUACCGGUUUGGCAGCAUUUCUAACCGGUGCUCUGUGCGUGAGCGUAUGAAAGUGAAGGAGAAAAUACGUGUGCUCAUCCGUAGCUUCAUGUUUCAACCUGCCGUGUGCGAGUCGUAUGAUGACAACGUGACUGUGUUAUUAGCCACCUGUGUCUUUGUUUUGUAUGAAGUGUAAAUUGAAAAAGCUCUCUAUCACUGCCAGUAUGUUCAAAUAAGCUGUUAAAAUAGAGUCUAGUCUGGAUUGAUUAUUCUAGGUCUUUAAGUGACAUAUUCUUGUUUUAUGUAUUUUUACAAACAGAACAUACCCUUCGGUCAAACAACUUUACUGUUUAUUUUUAUGAGUAAACAUCAUGAAGAGACUUUUUUCGGUCUUCUGGCGACACAUCAGACAAGCAGAGACUGCAAACACGUUACCAUGUUUCCAGCUGAACUCCUUGCCUUUGUGUUGUAUUGUGAUGACAUUUUAUUUGAGCUUGUUUUUGUUCAGUUCUCUUAGUAAAGUUUGUCUGAAAAAUCC
Molecule: messenger RNA, 5670 nt
Organism: Pungitius pungitius (ninespine stickleback)
Lineage: Eukaryota; Metazoa; Chordata; Actinopteri; Perciformes; Gasterosteidae
Gene: stx1a
Product: syntaxin 1A (brain)
Exons: 10
Coding region: 331-1194 (287 amino acids)
Biological process (GO): exocytosis; synaptic vesicle fusion to presynaptic active zone membrane; intracellular protein transport
Cellular component (GO): endomembrane system; synaptic vesicle; plasma membrane
Molecular function (GO): SNARE binding; SNAP receptor activity
Source: RefSeq, a predicted model, not a curated record